Molecule: messenger RNA, 324 nt
Organism: Histoplasma capsulatum G186AR
Lineage: Eukaryota; Fungi; Ascomycota; Eurotiomycetes; Onygenales; Ajellomycetaceae
Exons: 1
Coding region: 1-324 (107 amino acids)
Source: RefSeq, a predicted model, not a curated record
AUGGUGGAGGAUGACGACGGUGAUGAUGAGGAUGACGAUGGUGAGGAUGAUAUCUGGAGGUGGCCAUGGCUGCUUGAUACAGGCGGACCAGAUGGGGCCAAGACCGCCAGCCGUGGUUGGGCGUUGCAAAGGCGGAGAGCCGGCGGUGGCAGUAUUCUGCACUGUUUGUCUGUGUCCCAACACUCACAACACACAACUCACUCACCACACUCACCACACUCACUGCGGUUUCAGCUUGUUCAAGCCAGCAAGCUCAGGGCUAGCUAUGAACGAGCACUGGCAACGAGGCUGGGUCCCAUGGAUUGCUUCUGCGCUGGUCGUUGA